Messenger RNA from Amoebophrya sp. A25, 720 nucleotides. Lineage: Eukaryota; Dinophyceae; Syndiniales; Amoebophryaceae. The record is from the annotation of a GenBank genome assembly.
AUGGACUUCAUUAGGAAAAAGCAUCCAGAUGUCGACGAGUGGAAAAAGGAAGCUAGGGACGAAGUAGUACGGCAAGUCGUAGGACUAUCAAAGCAAAAGAAGAUGGAGCCAGGACCGGCAUUUGACAGAGAGAUGGUGAAAACAGCUCACAGAGGAAGACCAGAGACGUGGGAUCCCAACGGAGUCAAGUAUACGCCAGGAAUGUUCCGGAACAUAGAAAUAGACAAUCACAUCACUCAGAAACAAAUAGACGCACUGAAAGCAGAAGUAACGGAUAAAAAUCCCAAAGAAGGUGAAAGUGGAAGGCUCUGGAAUAAAUAAACACGUGUGAAAGACAGCUGGAUACGAAGAGAAGGGGCAUUAAAGUGUGAUUGUAUUGAAAAGCCAGCCCUGUCACAUCAAACUUUUCAUUGCCUUGGAAAGCACGAUCUGGAAUGAUAAUUCUUGGAUGAACACUCGAAAAGAGGUAGCCCUUAGGAAGAUAAAGAAAGGAGGCAGUAAUAGAUCAUCGAAUCGAAAAAAUUCGCAAAGAUCAUUAGGAGAGGAGCUCCCACGGUAGCGAAAAUGAUCCGAACAAGCAGAGCUGGGUCGAUGAAUAGAUUAAAGGCGCAGACGCUCAGAUGAAAAUCAAAUAAAAUCGAACCGAUUGAGAAGUAUUGAAAUAAGGAGAUCAGGAGUGGUGAAGCAGAGGGUAGAUGCAGAAUAGGGCGGAACUACAGG